AUGAAGAUGGCUGAAAGGGUUACCAGUACACCCAGAACUAUCGAUGCUCCUGCUACUACCAAGGAAGUCCUUCCUCCUGCAGAAGAGGUAAAAAUCGAGGAAAACUCUGGGUUGGAGAGAGCACCACCCACACUUUCUGGACUCGAAUUGAUCGCCGUCUUUAUUGUCCUUUGUCUCGCUGUCUUUCUGGUUGCGUUGGACAACACAAUCAUCGCUACUGCAAUCCCCCGCAUUACGGAUGAGUUUAAAGCCCUUGACUCUGUAGGGUGGUAUGGCUCAUCCUAUCUCCUGACAACAUGCAUGUUCCAACUGGUGUUUGGGAAGCUCUACGGGUAUUUCCCCAUGAAGCUGGUAUUUCUUUGCGCCAUUCUUGUCUUCGAAAUUGGCUCUGCGGUCUGUGGUGCCGCCCCAACCUCAGAUAGUUUUAUCGUUGGCCGGGCCAUCGCAGGGCUGGGUGCUUCUGGCAUUUUCCAAGGGGCGAUGGUGAUUGUCGCCUACUCGGUAGAGCCCCGCAAGCGUCCAGUGUAUAACGGGAUCUUUGGUUCGAUCUACGGCAUAUCCUCCAUCAUCGGUCCUCUCCUCGGUGGAGCGUUCACGUCCAAUGUCAGCUGGAGGUGGUGCUUUUACAUCAACCUGCCCAUCGGGGGCGUAGUGGUUGUAAUCCUCGCCGUCUUUCUUCAGUUGCCUGCCAGUCCCCGGGAAGAGACCUCUCUCAAGGGAUGGAUCCGAGAUAUGGACCCAUUGGGAAUGAUCACUUUUCUUCCGGCAAUUAUCUGCCUUCUCUUAGCCCUCCAGUGGGGGGGCAGUACAUAUAGUUGGUCCAACGCGCGGAUUAUCGCCCUCUUCGUUCUCUCCGGUCUGUUAGUGUCAGCCUUUAUUCUGAUUCAGAUCAAGCAACAGGAUAAUGCCAUGGUUCCCCCGCAUAUCAUCCGCAUGCGCACGGUUUUGUUCGCGUCGCUCUUUAUGGUUCUGCUGGCGGGCGGCUACUUCACCAUGGUGUACUACCUCCCUAUCUGGUUCCAAGCCAUCAAGGGCGUUGGCAUGGGAAUCCAGCUACCCAUCAUUGCUGCCCAGGCUGUACUUCCUCCGCCCGACAUCCCCGUGGGCACUGCCAUUAUGACCUUUUGCCAGACAUUCGGCGGUGCCAUCUUCGUCUCCGUCAGCCAGGCCGUGUUCGCAAAUAGGCUUCGCUCUGGCAUUCUCGCUCUCGUCCCAGGAACCAGCCCGUCAAUUGUAAAUGAAAUUGGGGCAACGAACCUGUCCUCGGUGAUACCCGAAGAGUACAUGGAUGCCGCGCGAGAGCUUUGUCUCUUCCUAGCCGCACUGGACUUUACCAUUGCUACCACCGCAAUCCCGACAAUUGUGUCCUCGUUCCACUCUGGACGGAGCUAUGUCUGGAUCGGCUCCGCGUACCAACUCGCUAGCGCCGCGUCAACGCCCAUCUGGGGGAAACUAUCCGAUAUCUGGGGACGGAAAGCCAUUCUCCUCGUUGCCAUUCUUAUCUUUGCAAUUGGAUCGAUUAUCUGUGCGGCCGCGACAAUGAUGGGGAUGAUGCUAACAGGCCGUUCUAUCCAAGGUGCUGCGGCUGGAGGAAUAGUGAUUCUGGUGAAUAUCUGCAUUAGUGACUUGUUUACAGAAAGAGAAAGAGGAUUCUACCUUGGGCUGACUGGCGUCGUCUGGGGACUUGCCAGUGGCGUUGGCCCUCUGGCUGGAGGUGCAUUUUCCGAGUACGUCUCUUGGCGCUGGAACUGGUGGAUCAACCUUCCCUGCUGUGGAUUCUCGUUUGUUGUUCUGUUCUUCUGUCUCGACCGCGUUCGUGAGAGACAAGCGGGAAUCAGCAGCGGCUUGCGACAAAUAGACUGGCUUGGGAGUCUGGCCAUCGCGGGUAUAACUACCAUGUCGCUUCUGGGUCUCAACAUCGGGGGUGUCUACAGCUCAUGGGGGUCCGCCAAGGUAAUCUGUCUUCUUGUGUUUGGAGGCUUCACCAUGGCGGCUUUCGUGGUCUAUGAAGCGAAGAUUAUAUCGGAGGAUAAAGCCUUGAUACCAAUGCGCAUUUUACGACGUCUGUCCAACAAUGCGUCGCUGCUGGUUUGCUUCAUGCACGGAUUUGUCAACGUUUCGUCCUGGUACUUUCUUCCACUAUACUUUCAAUCCAGCCGCUCCCUGACCCCUCUUCGAUCCGGCCUUCUCCUCAUGCCAAUGACCGUCAUCCAGGCUGUGACAGGAUUCCUGGCUGGCUUCAUCAUCCGCCGCACCGGCCGGUAUCUCCCGUUGAUCUAUCUCGGUAUGACGCUUACCACAUUAGCCUUCUCACUCUUCACCCUUUUGUCCGACAAGUCAACAAUCUCCUCCAUUAUUGGCCUCGAGCUACUUGGAGGGCUAGGCGUGGGGCUGGUCUUUCAACCACCCCUCAUUGCUCUUCAAUCUUGCGUUCACCACAACGACGUUGCCACGGCCACGGCCUUUUUUGGAUUUAUCCGGAGUCUUUCGACCUCGGUGUCCAUUGCGAUUGGCGGGGUCAUGUUUCAGAACGAGAUGCAGUCCCGUCAGGCCAUGCUUCAAAGGCUUCUUCCUGGGAAUGUCGCCAGAGAGUUUUCCGGCCAGAGUGCUGCCGCAAACGUGGCUCUAAUCCAGUCGUUGAGUCAUGGAGAGGCGCAGAUAGUCAAAGAAGCAUAUUCACAGAGCCUAAGCCGGAUGUGGAUCUUAUAUGCGUGCUUUGCCGCUGCUGGACUGCUCAUGAGCUUCGGCAUUCAGAAUCAGAUGUUGCGAACUGAAUUGGUAGAAACAUCCGGAUCUACCAACUCGAUCUCGGCCAGUGAUAACAAAACAUAA
Aspergillus thermomutatus is the source of this 2832-nucleotide messenger RNA. Its product is annotated as MDR family MFS transporter. Gene Ontology annotation, molecular function: transmembrane transporter activity. Gene Ontology annotation, biological process: transmembrane transport. The transcript has 8 exons. The record is from RefSeq and is a predicted model, not a curated record. Bases 1 to 2832 code for a protein of 943 amino acids. Lineage: Eukaryota; Fungi; Ascomycota; Eurotiomycetes; Eurotiales; Aspergillaceae.